AAUGGUGUUCAUCUCCUUUUCCAUUGUUUCCUGUGCCAUGGCUCACUUGAGUUUUGAACAUCACUCCAGUUUCGGCUCCUGUCCUGAAUCAGCUAAAGCAACGGAUGGACGGAGUGGAUAUAACACAGAUAACGUGGUGGGCUUCACGGCUUUGAGUUCCCGGGCAGUCGUGCCCACUAUCUUCCGGAUUUCAGUAAUGGUUGUACGCCACGUCAUCGGAGAAUUCCUCCACGUGCGUCUGAGAAUGUCGACAGCAUUUCUCCAUCGCUUUUCGGCCCUCCUUUUUCACAUGCUUUUCCAGGCCCCCCUCCAUUACUUUCCGCUCUCCAUCCAACCGUUUUUCUCUCCGCUCCAAAAGAAAGAAAGAAAGAGAAAGAAAAAGGUAUUCCUUACGUCUCUCCAUCGAAAUUUCAUCUCUCGACGGAUUUCUCGAAAACAACGAUAUUAUUCUGCUGCAGUUGGAAUUUGCAUCAAAAGCUUCCAUUUUCGUGGGCAUGUAACAGUUCUGGAAUUAUUCUGGGUGGAAAUGUCUUCUCCAAGCAAGAGAAGAGAUAUGGAUGUGAUGAAGUUGAUGAUGAGUGACCAUGCAGUGGAGACUAUCAAUGAUGGAAUCAACGAAUUCAAUGUGGAAUUUCAUGGUCCAAAAGAAAGUCUUUAUGAAGGUGGGGUGUGGAAAGUCCGUGUGGAGCUGCCAGAUGCAUAUCCCUACAAGUCCCCUUCCAUUGGUUUCUUGAACAAAAUAUUCCACCCCAAUGUUGAUGAGCUGUCUGGCUCUGUGUGCUUGGACGUUAUUAACCAAUCCUGGAGUCCAAUGUUCGAUCUUUUGAAUGUUUUUGAAGUUUUCCUUCCACAGCUAUUACUUUACCCAAAUCCUACAGAUCCAUUGAAUGGCGAUGCAGCAUCUUUGAUGAUGAGGGACCAACAACAAUAUGAACAAAAAGUUAAAGCAGAAAAAUCUGUAUCACAUGAUUCUCGGGUCGUUAGUUUGUGCAAGUGGAUCCUAUAGUUUGGUGAGUUAGAGUGUUGUUCUGAUGGGCCGUGGAAGGAUCAUGCCCUAGAUUUCUCCUCCGUUAUUGCCUGCAAUUAGAUGGUUGAUAAAAAGAUACAGUAACUGUCUGUAUUCAAUUGUGAAAAGGCCAAAGAUUAGAUAGCUAAGAUCUACCGAUCUCAAACUUACGGGGCAUGGCUCAUCCACAUUUGAGACCCACUUCUUCAUUUUUUUUCAAGUUCCAUACAUGAUAGAUUUGAUGCAUUAUAUGCACAAGGAAUAUUCCUUCCUGCACGGCUGCACCUUCUCACAUGUAAAUGUGCUGUCUGGGGCUGGGAAAGGGUCCUUCUGGGUUGGCUCAGGGUCAAACUGAGCCCAACCCGUUUACUAAAUGGGCCACAGUAAUCCAUGCUUCAUCCCAAACCACUUAUUAAAAAACUGUAUUUGGUGGGCUUGAAAAAAAUAAAUAUGGGCGUUUCUUAAUAUAUUUCUACACUGGUGGACAGAUGUUGAAUAUUGCCUACCUUUUCUAUAUACCUAAGCAGGUGGGGUUGGGCCAAGGUCAACUCUCGCCUGACCCAUUUACUUGAAUGAGCUAUACUGUCUGCCCGAGCCUAACCCAAAAACCAGCAAGCUCAUUCCUAGCCCAUCUUUUAAGGUUAGCCUGCAUGUUGAUCCGACCCAUUGGCAGCCAUGCAACUAGCUUUUCAGCUAAUGCUAUCUGUGCUGAUGCUCCCAGUUUCUUGCAUGUGGGUCCAAUGGUCUGACGAUCCAGACUGUUGAUUAGAUGAACCCCACUGUGGAUAGGAAUGUCCCAAGAAUCACCGGGACUGGAAGAACUUGAGCUUUCCAUUGGUGACCUAUAUAAGGGCAGUCAAGAUAAAGAACAUAGCAUUGGUCCAAAUUCAACCAAGAAGAGAAGAAAAACCAAAGGGUCGAACCAUGGGGCUAACAUGGGCAGAGCUGGGAGCAUCUAAAAACUCCACAAUGCUGGAUGAGUUCUAUACCAUGUUUCUCAUGACUCUUUGAUGGAAC
Magnolia sinica is the source of this 2023-nucleotide messenger RNA. Its product is annotated as ubiquitin-conjugating enzyme E2-23 kDa-like. The record is from RefSeq and is a predicted model, not a curated record. Bases 2 to 1006 code for a protein of 334 amino acids. Gene Ontology annotation, cellular component: nucleus. Gene Ontology annotation, biological process: protein polyubiquitination; ubiquitin-dependent protein catabolic process. The transcript is spliced from 7 exons. NCBI's taxonomy places the organism in Eukaryota, Viridiplantae, Streptophyta, Magnoliopsida, Magnoliales, Magnoliaceae. Gene Ontology annotation, molecular function: ubiquitin conjugating enzyme activity.